Molecule: messenger RNA, 13738 nt
Organism: Xyrichtys novacula (pearly razorfish)
Lineage: Eukaryota; Metazoa; Chordata; Actinopteri; Labriformes; Labridae
Source: the annotation of a GenBank genome assembly
CUCAUGCUUGGAGUUGCGGAUUCCUGCUGCCAUCUACUGGUAGAAAAACGGAGAUAGUUUUAGUUUUAUGUGGCUGUUUCUUUUCUUUUUUUGACCAAAUUUAAUCAAACUUUAAAUUUAUUACUGCCUAUGAAAUAUUAUCAGUGCUGUGUUCUAAAAAACUAAAUUAAACAACUCAUUAGUUUUGUUUUGACGGUGAAUUGGAUUCCUGUUUGGGUGAUAGGUCACAAAACAAGUCUGAGUACUAGUCAGGUGACAGCGACAAACCUCACUGGACUGACAGGCGGCUCGGCUAAUCAUAUUUCGUAUUUCAAUUCAGACAGCCAAUCAGAAUCGAGGGGAUGGGACGUAAGGGCGAUUUUUUUUCAAGAGAGAGGAAAUCCUUAGGAAAUGUGUGGGAUCACGCUCGGUGUUUCUAAAGAGCUUGGGCAUUAUUGACAAAGUAUUUUCACCGAAUGACGUUAGUUUGUGGAGCGUACCGAUCUUAGGAUACGAACACGGGUGCGGUGAUAGAAAAGUAAAGGGGGGGAAGAGGGGAAAGCGACCGUCGUUUAGGGUCAAAAUGUCGAUUCAGUACGAGGUGGAACAGCUGGCUGACAGCUACGGGGUUGCGGACUCGUUCCCCAAAGAUUUCGGUUACGGUGAAGAGGAGGCCGAUAUCGAGGACAGCCCGGCGCCGUCCGAUAGCAAACCAAGAAUCCUGCUCAUGGGUUUGAGGAGAAGUGGGAAAUCCUCCAUACAGAAGGUAAGGAAAGGGAGAUGGGAAAAGGGGACUAGCAUUCCGGGGCGAGCGGCGCCUUCCUCCUCCCUCUGCUCCACACAAGUCAACGGGACGUUAGCCAAAAUAGCUAGCGAGGGACUUUAGCAUGUUGUAAGUGAUGGUGGCUAUCAAAAAGAAGAGAACACCUCCAGCUUUUGCGGAUAAAUACAUCUAAUUUCUCUGACUAAUGCGCUGGGAAACGUAGGUGAAGCUGCAGCGGUUAACUAUUAACCAGGUGUGGACAGAGACGCGAGGUGCAUCUCUCUCUCUUCACAAUAUGUGGACACAAAGCAGCAUGUGACUGUUUGGUUAACAACUUGUCCAACAUGCCAAAUAUAUCUCAGUUCCACCCAGGGCAGGUCUGAUGCGAGGAACUCACAUGACAGUAAAACCGGCCACACCUUCACUGCUGUAAGUCACAACACAACAGAACAGAGAGUAAAAAUCAGUGCAGCAGCAGACAGUCAGUGCACCUGCAGAUAGGGAUGUUAUAACGAUAUGAACAUGUAACAUCGCGAUUAUUGUGACCGAAAUUAUCACGGUUAUCGAUAUUAUCGCGAUAUUGUUGAAAUAUUUUCAAAAUGUUUAAAAAGUACUUAUACACGCCCUGUAAUCAUUUAACAAUCAAAAUAACACACAGAAUGAACUUUUCCUUAACCUUAGAGGUCGUUGUUACACACAGGGGCCGACACGAAUAUAGAACGUGAAAUUACGAAAUUCUGGAGGUGAAUUUUGACAGGCCUGACUAUACACAUCAAGCCCGAUGCGAUUUUGCGACUUUCCGGGGGGGAAAGACGUAGCCUGGCUGGGCCAUUCUGUUGCGUGAAUCACUUGCCGUUCCUUCCCACAACAGUCUGGACUUCGGCCCAUUGGGAGCGUGUAUUCCCGAUCAGAAAAUAACCGGGCCAAUCAGAGACUGUGUUUCCACUGUUACCUGGACAAAAGGGAAAGGCAGCCCCUGAUUGGUCCAUGUGUAGAUGGUGACAUUUAACACAUGCUGCGGGACUUUUCAAAGCGCCGUUCAUUCAGAAUGCCGUUAAUUCUGCAGUUGACUUUGCAAAGUCGGCAGAAAUUGUUAAUAUCCGACUUUGCAAAGUCAUUUAAAAUACAUGUAGAUUCAUUACUUUUGAGUUAUUCCACCUUAAAUAUGAAAUAAAAACAACUGCUCUACUUGACUCUAAAAUUGAUCUGGAAUAUGCAUCAUGACAAAAGUCCUGAAAUUAGGUUUUUUUCGAGUUGUCCCUCUACAUACCAUGUCCUUCUUGACUUUUGCGUGAUCGUAUUCUUCAAGUCUACCUCUUUCCAAUCUGGCCCUGUAGUUAAAUAAUAGAUGAGAUGCAGUUGUGCCUUCUAUAAUAGUUUAUUAUUGAUGUUAAAAUUCAAGAGGGAAGUAGAAUCAGACUGUACAUAAUGUGACAAGAAAGGAGUCUAUCCUACAUAUUCUGCCUGCAGGGACAGAUGUAAAGAGUGUUAUUUGCUGUAUUGAGUCGAACUGUUUAGUACAUGUUUCAGUCAAAGAGUAAUGUUUCCCAUAAGCCUCCUGGAUGGCCUGAAAAAUGUCGCCUCACUUUUUCUCACAGUGCUUCAAGAGUAAAAAACUCCCAGGUCCUACAGUAUCACCUGCUGCUACAUCUCAAUUUCUACCUGUUGGUGUACAAAGUGGAUAAAGGAUCCUGAAAAACCUUGAACGACACUCAUUUUUCAGCUGCAGUCUUUCUGUUCACAGUUUAAAGUGUGCUGAAUGUAGAGCAACAAGAGUUAUAUCAGAGGAGUGAGUCUGCAGAGUUUUGCCCUUUUCCCUCCUUUUCUCCAUGUGAUGUCCGGAUGAUGCCUUCCUGCUUUAACAACACCCAAGAACACGAGUAGGGGUUAAUCUUCUUCUAAGAGAACAAUAUUGUAUUUUACAGGCAAACUAUAUAAGUUGAGUUAUGACAUAACUUAAUCCCUGUAACAAAGGAAGAAAUACUUAAAAAUAACUUUUAAAGAAGCGGGUCCAUGAUUGAAAAAUAUGAAACUGAAUAUAAAGUUUCUUUUCCACUAUAGUUUUACAAAAACUUGAGAUGAAAAAAUAAAUUAGUAAAAACUGUAUCAAGUUCCUGUGAAUUAAACUUACUGUGAAGCUCGUUUGAAGCUCGUUGGACAAUCAGCAACUCUUAUUAUUUGCUCAUUGGUAGUUUAGCCCAGUUUAAACUUUUUAGCAGAUAAACAAACUGCUACUGAAUUCCAGAAGAAUUCGUGUAUCUAUCAAGGUUUCCAUCUAUCUGGUGUUUGCUGGUAUUGAGGAUUGAGGCCUAAACAUGAACCCCUCUUCUCAUUUCAGGUGGUGUUCCACAAAAUGUCCCCCAAUGAGACCCUGUUCUUAGAGAGCACCAACAAGAUCUACAAAGACGACAUCUCCAGCAGCUCCUUUGUCAACUUCCAGAUCUGGGAUUUCCCAGGUCAGGUUGACUUCUUCGACCCCACCUUUGACUAUGAGAUGAUCUUCAGAGGAACUGGAGCUUUGAUAUUCGUCAUUGAUGCUCAGGUAAUAAAGAGAGACAGAUUUUACCCGCUGUGAACAUAAAAGCGGUCUCCUUUCGGGACAGAUUCUUCUUCAAAUAUUAAUAAUCUAACAUAUCUGGACACACUUUCUUGCAUAUUUUCCACUUCAUCAAACUGGAACUGCACACAUCAGAAAAACAAACUUCCUUAUGAUACAGAAAAUUGUAAUACAAAGAAGCGCAAGGAGAAUUUAACUGAGUGAUGAAGAGGCAUAGCAGCGGCGAUAAAGGACAAUUACACAGCGUGGCUUCAUGCCAGUUUUAUCCACAUGAUCUUAAGUGCUCUGAGGAAGUAAUCUCAGCGAUGAUGUUAUCCACAGUUGAUUCGAUCGCAGGGUUUAUUUGUACUUGAGGAGGUGCAUCAGAUUCAAUUAGUCUCGGCAGCUCGUCACGCAGGGAUUUCUGAGGAGACUCGAUUUUUGUCUUGCUGUUUUGGGAGACAAUAGCAGCACAUUUCCUCAUACCUUCUGUGUUCCUGUAAUGCUUCUGGACAGCGGGGCUUGAAUUUCCGGUUCAGUUUAAUGACAGCAGUGUUACAGAGUUCUUGUAGUGGAUCUCUUUUGUCCUUUCUUUUGGCAAAAAUGAAACUUAAAGGCGAGUACAAACAGGUAAUGGUCUGAUGUUAAAUAUUUAAUGAAGGGAAACUAAAUGGUUGCAAGGUGCUCUUAAAAAGGGAACUUUUAGAAAAGAUGUGUGUGUAAAAAUGAGCUGUUUUCUUCCCCUUAGGAUGAUUACGUGGAGGCCCUGGGCAGACUUCAUCUCACCGUGUCACGAGCCUACAGAGUCAACCCUGAGAUCAACUUCGAGGUGUUCAUACACAAAGUGGACGGUCUUUCAGACGACCACAAGAUCGAGACGCAGAGGGACAUCCAUCAGAGAGCCAACGACGACCUGGCGGACGCUAGCUUAGAAAAGCUGCAUCUCAGGUACAACUUACUAAAUAUUUGAUUAGUUUACUUAUGCUUUUGGACAAGGCUGAUUAAGAAGAAAUUUCCCUGUAAAUGUUUAUCAGGGCUUGACACUAACUUCUUUCAGUAUUAGGGCCUAACCGAUAUGGAUUUUUUGGGGUCGAUUCUGAUACCGAUUAUCGGGGGGGAAAAAAUCAGAUUACCGAUCAAUUGGCCAAUUUUUUAAAAAUGUUUAUGAAGUUAUAAAAAAUCUUUAGAUACUGCUGAUAUCUAUCUAUUUCUAAUUGACUUAUUGUGUACUUCACAAGCUGGUUUAUUUGCUGUUGAGGCGGACCACUCUCCUCCGUGCGUCCUGAGCUGCCUGCUUCAGAUCCCUCACUCUGCUGUGAGGUAGUUAGUGGAUGGAGAUUGUCAUGAGGUCGCUGCGCCAUCUACAGGAUAAGUUGGGGAACUUUUCAAAUGGUGGAACAUUUUCGAAGUGAAACCGAACCUUAUUCUCCACAUUUUAUUUCUGAAAAUAAAAUAAAUAAAUAAAAUUAAAAAAUCGAACACACAGCCGUAAUGCCUGCGAAAAGUUUUGGCCGAUUACUGAUUAGUCUCAAACGGGCUAAAAUUGGCUGAUUUAAUCGGCUUGUUGAUAAAUCGGUUGGGCCCUAAUAAGUAUAAUUAUUUGAAAUCAAUUUUAAGUCAACAGCCUUUUCUGAGAACAUCAACCGGUAAUUUAUUGACAGUCCCUUAUUCAACACCUGACAGCGAGGAUGCCGAGUAGAUCUAACCACGCUGCAGUUGCUAUUCCCGGUUAUGGAGAGUGAGAAGACACCGGUAGAUCCGCAGUUAACGUCCGUCGAAUAUCCAACCUAAAACUAACUUCACCGCGGUAUUUACACGAAAAAACAUUUGUUGCCUGAAACAGUCGCACUAUCGAGCCCUGUUUAUAGUCAUGUUUGAAAAAAGCAGGUAACAGUCAACCUGCCUUAUCCACUGACUGUUGUUAUGGUUACACUCACAUGAUGCAAAGUUUAACACAACAACACAGCACUCACAAAGCUGUACAACAGGAUUUAGAAACAGAUCAGCUUGUAGUAACUCUUACAGUAGAAUUCCGUGAACCCUGGUGUGGCUGAACGGCAGGGUAACUAACUUCAUUGUGCUCUGCUCACAGUGAAGUGACUGUUCUCCAGACUCAGACCUCUUACCUGGAGAUGUAUUUUUAGACAUCAAUUGAUUUCCUGUUAAGAACAACAACAUUUAAAACGGCGCAGCGGCAGAGAAGAAAACAGCCUGUAUCUCUCUGAAAGCAUAAUUAAAUGAUGUCCCAGAUGAUCCAUAACAAGCACUAGAAAGAGGAGAGUCAAGGCACUGGUUCUCCAAAAUCACCACAAUUAAAUCCACUAUGUUCUGUCUAUAAACUCACGCUCAUGUCAGCCAUGUGUGGGCACAUAGUGAGCAGUAUAUUUAUAAAAGAUCCUCUGCGUCAGUGUGUGUCUAUUAUAGUAAAUUUUUAUGUAUGAUUACUAAAGUAAAGCAGAAGUUCCUGGUACUAUUAAGAAAAAGAAGUUACCAUAGGAACAAGGAAGUAAUGAAAUUAUUUGUAACUGUCGUAGACAAAUAAAGCCCACAGUUCAGUCUUUUCAGUAUUUUUCUCAUAGUUACUUCUAUUAAAGCUCGUUGUGGUUGGCACUGCGUCAUCAGAGUAAAGUGUUAACAUGUCAGCACAGAGUCCAGCCGCCGGUCAUGCCUCUCGCUGCGUCAUGUUUGUGUUAUGUUUGCUGCACAUGACCUGUGAUUGUGUCCUCUAGUGGGGAUUUGUCAGCGUCGUGCUUACAUGACAUGAAACCUCGAUGUGCAGUCGAGUCGUCGUGUCAGAUGUAGAUGUUAAAGUGUGCGCAUCAGCUGAAAUACUAGACUCAUGAUAGUCGGAGAAAAUCAAUAAGCAAGAGUCAGCCACUGUUGGUUGUGUGUGAAUUUUUGCUCGGCUUUGUGAGUCUGUGAUGUACAGAAGUCCCGUGUCUCUCCACUGUGAGAUUCCUCUUAGACGUCCUAAUGAAGAAACGACUUGAGCGCUUUAGAUACCAGAGCUGUUCUGAGCUCAUCCUCUAAAGGUGGAGGGAUGGUUAAGAAAGACGACAGAAGCGUGUGUGUUUUCUUCCUCCUCAUCUUACUCACAGUAUAAAGUUGUGUGAAAAUAUGUAGACAUAAGCAGAUUUACAGCAGCAUGUAAGCUGAGAUGAGCACAAGUGAUUAGUCUAUCAAUAAAUCAGUCGACACAAAUUGUAUUUUUGGUGGUAUUAAGAACUGAUUUCAAAUUUAAAUUUUCCAAAAUAUUUUUUUUUACUAUUAUAGCAUAAAAGUGUGUUUUUUUGUGUCUGAUUUUCCCAUUUUAUAAUACAAGUGGAAUAAUUUGACAUGUUUUUUUGCAACUUAAGUAAAAGUAAAGGGAUAUGCAUUUUGUACUGUGGCCUCUGAAGGUCCACUGUACAAAUUAUUAAGAGCGCGAGAAAAGUAUAUUUCAUAAAACUCAAAAACAUUUUGCAAAAUCUAAAAAUGUGUCACGUGAACACGAAAUGUGUAAGUAGAUAGUAAAAACAAAAAUAUUUUUGGAAAAAAAAUGUUAAAAAAGAUUCUAAAAAGUGUUGAAUACAGCUUAACUUUUAAAAAAAAUAGAUUUUGGAACACAAAUGUUGAAAAGACUUUAAAAUGUUGAAAUGCAGAUAAACUUUGAAAACAAAAAUAUUUUGGAAAACACAAAAAUGUUAAAAAAGACUUAUAAGGUUGAAAUGUAGCUAAACUUUGAAAACAAAAAUAUUCUGGGAACCUAAAUACAUUUUUAAAACAAACAAACAAACAAAAAUACUCCAAAAACAUAAAUAUUUUUAAUAAAUAGAUAAAAUAAAUGCCUUUCAAAAAUAUUUGUACCAUUGUCCUUAAUCUCCUUAAAAUUCUUUAUCAAAAGACUUAGUAAGUCUGUCAUUUUUUCUCUAAUAUUCAAUGUCCUAAAGUGGUUAAAGAUGUUGGUUUGUGUUCAAAAACCAAAGUAAUACUCUGAAUUUUAUCAAACACAUCAUGGCUUCUGUAAUAAAGGAGUAAAGAAAGCAGAAAUAUUCAUAUUUGAGAAUCUUGAAUUCAGACCUAUUUCAUUUAAAUUAAUAAAUCAACCUGUAAAAUUAUAAAUAUGUGACAGUUAGUUCUCUAGUUGAUAGAAAAUAUUCAUUAACUAUAAUUUUCGUCUCUAAAAACAGCUGCAGAAGUAAAAUAGAGCUUUCCUAUUUACAUUUCAGGGGAUAUAAUAGAUAAAAACAUGUAUCGGCAAUCCUUAGAAAAUGAAAAUAAAGACCAGUGUCUCAUAAAUUAAUUGUAAAUGGUCAUUGGGUUCAGGUCUAUUAUGCAGGAAUAAUAAAUAUGAUAUAUAAAAUAUUAAGCAGGCUGUCCCUGCUGACCCCUGUCGGCUCCACGGCAGCUUUACUGCUGAUGUUUCGGCUUUGUUGGCUCACACGCCUCUGUGUUUCAUGUGAGGUGAGAUUGCUGUUUAUUCCUGUCAGACAGACACCGUGCUCCUUGAUAUUUAGUAGCAGAGAGAAGGCUCUUUUUUUCCUCUCCCUGCCUUAUGGCUCUCUGAUGCUGCCUUCACUGUUAUUCAUUGUAAAGUUGAGCUCCUGCCAAGUGUUUGUAGACAGUUUUAUUUCACCCGGCCCACAAGCUUCCUCAGGGACUAACCUUUUAUUUAUGCACCCCUGUGACCAGAACCUAUAAGUCAUUUGUUUGGAGUUUUACCCCAGCCAUGUGCAGAAAACUAUCUAACUGAUAUUUUCUUUCUUUUCUGUGUUUUUAUAUCUGAAACUUUAAUAACUUCUGAUAAUCAGCUCUUUUCUUCCAUUCAGCGUCGUCUUGUCGUGUGAUCUUGUGACUUUCUGUAUUUUUACCUGCUUUCAUGUGUAUUUUGAGGAAGUGUGAAGCGUUUCCUUUAAGUUACUGCUUACCCACUUCCUUUUUUUUGUACAUAUUUUUUCUCUCUAUCUCAUUCAGCUUUUACUUGACAAGUAUUUAUGACCACUCCAUCUUCGAGGCCUUCAGCAAAGUGGUGCAGAAGCUCAUCCCUCAGCUCCCCACUCUGGAGAAUCUCCUCAACAUCUUCAUUUCUGUAAGUACAAGAGCAGCCCACAACACUGUGUGAAUGAAUGAGCUGUAAGUUUGCCUGUGACCAGCAUGAUUUAUGUGUGACAAACCGUGUGAUGUGAGUCAUUGCCAGCCCUGAUGCCACUUUAUGGUCAGCAGUUCCUCCAAUCGCACUAAAGUCCUUGAUUUCACAGGAUGUUGCACAGGAGUUUUACCUCAAACACGCCCCCUGGUAGUACUUUUUGAGUGAUGCUGCUACAGACAACCUAUAAACACAUGUUGCAAAUCACAGUUUUUUUAUAUUUGGGAAUAAGUUCAUGUAAACUAUUUCCUGCUAUGCAUUUCAGAGAGUAAAACGUGGGUUCAACAUGCAGGGCUCAGGUUUUUUUUUCUAAAUCAUGUCAAAAAAAAAAAAAAACCUAGUUAGUUAGAUCUGAAUACGACCGGUAGGGGACAGAAUUACGCUGGAUAGUGUACAUCCUGCCAGAGAAGAAGAAGAAGCGGAAGAAGAAGAAGAAAAAGUAGCAUCAGCAAGCGGCGAACUGCAAAUUUUAAAGGAUGGAUGUCAGGUACAUCAAUCCAGGAGAAGAAAUGAUGAUAUUGGAAGCUGAGCUUGGGCGGAAGAGGCUGGAAAAGAUGGAAAGCCUCACGGUAGUUGGUGCCGAAAACUGAAAGAGCCAGGUGCUUGUUUUUGUGUGUCGUGCGCUGGAAAGCUUAUAAAUGGCAGCAGUGGGAAAAAGUUUGGUAAAAAUGGAAAGAUAUCCACAGAUUCGGACUUCCAGGAUCAAGCUGCAAGAAUCAAAAACCGAUUUGUUUUACAAAAACAAGCUGUUCAGCAAGCUGGAUGAAUAAUACUGAUCUCCAUGCUCAGCUGGUAGACGGGCAAGUGCGCAGGGAUCGUCUGCAAAUUACAAUACAAGAGCAAGACGCUGCAAACAAAAAUCAAUAGCUCCACUGUUUUACAGUAGAGACCCCAAAAUCACCACACACACCAAGGGACUCUUCAUACUACAACAGCUGUUUUAGGAAAAUGUGUCUUUUUAUAAUUUUGGUGAAUUUUUAUUGGUAUGAAUCAUUAAUAUCUUCCAAUAUUAAUCAAUAUCUCCAAUGUCAUAUAGUGUUACCCCCCGCAUAAAAAAAAAUUCAGGCACAGGAUUUUUUUCAGCUUCAAGUCCUGAACAUGUCAGACGGUUAUUAAAAGUUGAAAGUGCUUUGACAAAUGAUGCCCUUUCAAUACGUCGGCUUUUCUUCAAGAAAAUGAGAUUUCACUGUUGUCUGACAUUUAAUAGACCGAACAAUUAGUGAAGAGAAUCUGUUACACUAAUUAUUAACAGAAGAAAACACAAGUUGUUGCCUGAGGGGAAUUUCUGACAGUCGCCAAAUUAGUAUCAUCACAGCGUUUGUCAUUGUAUCGCCCACUCACGCUGUCUAAAUAUCAAAAUUCUUGUUUAGUACUUUACUACACUGAGAUUUCCUAACUUUCCUCCUCUUUUCCUCUCUUGUCAUUUUUCAUCUCAUCCUUGUGUCUGAUAGAAUUCAGGGAUCGAGAAGGCCUUUCUGUUUGACGUGGUCAGUAAGAUCUACAUCGCCACUGACAGCUCUCCUGUAGACAUGCAGAGCUAUGAGCUGUGCUGUGAUAUGAUUGAUGUGGUCAUUGACGUCUCCUGUAUCUAUGGGUGAGUGGAUUCAUCUUUUUUAUUUUUUUAAAGCUUUUCUCGACUUUUUUAUUUCAAUAUUUAUGUGAAACUAAAACACUUUCAUGGGAUAGAUUUAGAGUUAACUGUCACAUAAAGUAACAAUUCCCCCUUAAACUUUCUGUAAUAGAGUUCGCCCAUGUGUUGUCCAAGGAGGCUUUCACUGAAGCGUAACCUAAUUAAACAUUUCUUUGCUUAAUUAAUCCACUUCCUCAUGCUGCAUUUCUUCACAUUUCGCUGUGCCACACCAGUCUGAGGGAGGACGGCAGCGGCAGUGCUUACGACAAGGAGUCCAUGGCCAUCAUCAAGCUCAACAACACCACUGUGCUGUACCUGAAAGAGGUCACAAAGUUCCUGGCCCUUGUCUGCAUCCUGCGGGAGGAGAGCUUUGAGCGCAAAGGUAAACUGUCAGGGAGGUCUGAGGUCCCCCGCAGCUCAUUUGGCUUAAAUUGGCUAAAGGUGAGGUGGCCUUAAGUCAGGUGUUUUUUUUUUUUUUUGCCAAGGGUGAUUGAAGUAAAAACAAGAGUGUCUGUUAUUAAAGGGGAACUCCAGCGAUUUCACAAAGUUGCAAAAACACUUAGUGAAAAAGAAGAGGUGCAGAUACAGAAGCACCCUGAACCUGAAGAGCAGGUUUAAGAAACACAGAAUCCUACACUUUUACACAGUUUGUUCAACGUUCCUUUUUCUGGUAAAAUCAAAAGUCUGUCUGACUCAGUCAUCCAGUCUUGAACGCAGGCUUUCUCACGGAAAUCUCGACCCCAAACUGCGAGAACCCUGAAGACUCUGACACUGUUACUGUUACUGACACUGACACGUCUUCAGACUGCAGAAAUCCAUCUGUAAAGCUCAGAAGUGACACAUUUGUUUUUCAAACCUGAGUAGCUUUCCUGAUAACUACUCUGACGAAAUGUCUCUUUAAAGCUCCUGUAAGGAAUAUUUAACUGGUUAUAAAACAGACUGAAAUUAACAGUGAUUCCUCUGCUUCACCUCUUAGAGCAAACUUGAUGAUUCACAUAAACACUAAAAAUGUUUAUAGUGUCAUUUUUAAUGUCUGUAUCUCCUGCGAGGGGGUAGACUACACAAAAUGAUUCAACCCCAUUUUGUUUUCCACAGCGGAUAUGCACCAAGAGUGAUGUAGUUGACUGUUUAAAGAAAGUCAGAUGAGGUCUUUUUGUUAGAGGAUGAGCUGCUGAGAUAUGAAUUAAAAAAACAAAACCUAAAAAAUUCCUCACAGUGGCUUUAAUCUCUCAAAUUUAACACGAUAAACCCACGACUCGGCAUAUUCAAAUAAUCUGUAGAGUUAUACUUCAAAUUUUGAGACUGUGUCCUGUCAUGUAUCAUGGAAUCUAAUCUUGUAGAUCCAUAAUUUUAGUUGUUUUCAUAUGUAGUGCUGAUCAGAUGUGGGUCUGAUAUAUCAGUAUUAACACUCUUAUCUAAAUGAAUCUAGCAUUAGGAUCAUUUGUAGAUCUUAGAGGAGCUCCUCACAUCCUGAUACUUUUAAUCUGAUUCUGUGAAAUCUUUCUCAUCCUCUGCACAGAGGUUGUGAUCAUUGCUGGGUGAGGGUUAGGGCCAAUGCUGCAACAAAACCCGAAUGAAUAAUUUAGAUUCCUAAUUGUCUUGAUGGUGCUCUCUCUCUCUCUCUCAAACUCGUGUCGUCCUCAUAGUUUCUGUCCGACUCUGAAUCCAAACGCAUGAAUAUGUCAAAUUCAAAUCUUUUUAUAUCUUGUCUCUGUAGGAUUGAUAGACUACAACUUCCACUGUUUCCGGAAGGCCAUCCAUGAAGUAUUUGAGGUUGGCGUUUCCACCCAGCGUCCAGCGGGCUCUCAGGCGGUUGGCUCGCCCUGCAACAAGGCCGUCGCACUGAACGGCACACCGCGCAACACUGUCUAGACACUGAUGCAAAUGAAAACGAAAAAAAGACUCAAAAAGAGACGAGAGAUGGAGAGAAGGGCCAGGGAGCCUGUAGAAGAGAGACUACUAAACUGGAGCUCACUGGCACGCCAAAACAAACAAUAUCCCCCCGCUCCCAGCACUCAGAGGACUGAGGGACGCCACCGGAGCACGGCGGGGAUGGAAGGGAAAUUCAAGCAUUCGUUUCAGGAAAAUGCAAAGCACUGUGUCGGCUGCGACGAGGAAGUCUAAAGAGUAAAACUGCACCUGGACUCCAGGAGUUUGGAUUUCCUAUUGCAGUCAAAGUCUGUGAUGAUUCGCUGCUACUGGUCCCUCUGAAUGAACAAUGUGAGGAGGAGAAGAAAAAAAAAACAAAAACACACACCUGUGUCGUGACCUCUCUUCAUGGACAAACUGUGAUGUCAGUUUUCAGGAAUCUGUCUAGUGAUAAACCCACCCCCCCCGACCCCUCUCCGACCACUUCUGUGCUGAUUUCAAGAUGGCGGACAUAAACUGCUAGUCGUAAACCCACACAUGAUCAGAGAUGGCCUUAUGUAGAUGAAGCUUGUCUGCAACGUGCAAGCUUUCUCUCACCACCACUCACCUCACCCUACCUGAAUGCUGCCCGAAACUCUCUUUUUGGUUUCACUUGUGAAGGGAAAAACGGACUCAAAAGGGAUCGUGUCGUCCAUCUUUUCUUGUUUUGUGUGUGUGUGUGUGUGCUUGUGUGAAUGCCGGUAUACAUGUUUAUGUAUGGUUUUGUAUGAGUUGGCCUGUUCGGUUCUUUUCAGUUCAGAGCUUUAUUGUCCCUACAGGGGAAAUCUGAUCAGCAGUUGGCGGUACAUAACAGGUAAAAAAACACACACAGAGUUUAUUUCAGUGUGUUUAAAUGAAAAGUUUCGAUUGGGCUCUGUGUGUCUGUUCUGGUUUACAGAAAGGUUCUCAAUUCAAAGCAGCUUAGCAGCAUUAAACUCUUCUUAAUCGGUGAAAUUUACAUGUCUGUGUGUGCUCCAAUGAAAAUCAAACACAUGAUUGGCUUUCCAGCAGGAUGUGUAGAUACAUUCGGCGAUGUUUUUUUUUUUUUUGCAUAAGCACUGCCAGAAUAAUGACGUGAUUCAGAGACAGUGAAAUGAUGACACUUAAUGAAGAAAUGUAUCAGGUCUGGCUGAGAGGCAGGACUGAGGAAAAAAGUUGAAUAAUGAUGAUGUGACCUGGGUACAACCUGCAUGUUUCCCCACAUACAGUUUCAGACCUGCCCAGAUAAUUACGAACCAACGUGUUUGCACUUAGUUUGGCUCUUUUCAGCAAGUUUCACAACAAAAAAUGUACCCAUUCCAAGCAUGCAUACAUCGAUGUGUCGUCAGCUUGUAUUGUUCUCAGUCAUAACACUGCUCAGUUGAUUCGAAGAGAGUAAAUGAAACUAACCGAGAAAAUUGAACGGAUGGAGGAAAUGAAGACCAAACUCCAUGACUUUUUUCCAAUUACAGUGACACUUGAGAUAAACAUGUCGGCAUUUUCUGUUAAAACAAAGAACAAAAAGUGGAAAUCUUUCUGUGUGUGAAGACUUGAGAGCCUGACUCCUGGAGCAUCUUUACAUGUUCUCUCGAUCCCUUUUGCUGGGUCUAAUUCAGUCCAGACUCUUCGAUGUUCUCACUCAGCGUUGUUGCUCAGUAAGCUUUUUAAAUUUGCUUCAUGAUUCAGGCCCCAAGAUCUUCCAAGCCCAGUCUUUAUCAGUCACCUGAAAAUAAACACUUGCACAUCAGAACUGUGAUGGAUGAUUGAUUUGUGUAUUGUGAUGCUAUCUUAUGUAAAAUAAAUGAAAAUUUACAUUUA